This is a messenger RNA of Thunnus maccoyii (southern bluefin tuna), 9438 nucleotides long. RefSeq names its product mucin-4-like. Gene Ontology annotation, cellular component: nucleus; chromatin. Gene Ontology annotation, biological process: mitotic sister chromatid cohesion. The coding region runs from base 288 to 8039 and encodes 2583 amino acids. The record is from RefSeq and is a predicted model, not a curated record. The transcript has 10 exons. Lineage: Eukaryota; Metazoa; Chordata; Actinopteri; Scombriformes; Scombridae. Gene Ontology annotation, molecular function: protein-lysine-acetyltransferase activity.
GCCUGACGUUUGUCUGUCCGGCCGUUGUUUUCGCUCAUUUGUUGCGAGUUGGCUGCUGCUAGCGUUAGCUCCCAUCUCAGCUAGCUAACUGACCAUUUCUGACUGUCUGCACAAACUCCUACUGUCAACAAUCUCCGGUGAAGUCCGACGAGCAAUAAGAUAUUCGAUAAUGAUAAUGAUUGAAGCGAUUAAAUCUAAUCCGUACAUUGUGUGGCUACAGUUUAACAGUGAUUUAUCAGUGUUUACGUCCAGUGUUAGCCAGCCUUGUUGCUUUUAGGAAAACCAGAAUGCCAGCCUCAAAGAGAGGAUCAUCCCCUCAUGAUUCUCAGCCCAAGAUGAGGAAGUUGGACGAGGACGGAGAGGCUCUGCAUUCUAAAACAGCAUCAGCUGCCAACAAUAAGUCCCUUAAAACAGGAAAUAUGCAAGAUACGACAGCAGCCCCUCGGACCAAGAAGAAACUGUCUGCUUCAGCAGAAGGGGGAAACAAACCAGCCAAGUCAUCCAUACACAGUUCCCCUCCAAAGGAUUCCAGCAAAACCAUUUCAGAUCCACCUGUCAAAAAAGCCAAGCUCCUGAAAGCCACAAGUGCCUCCUGCGGAGAAGCUCCCUCACAGAAAGCUCUCUCCAAAGCUUCCCUUAAGCGGACAGCCUCCACAGAGUCCGAUGAGGAUUUAAGUAGUGAUGGUAGUAAGACUGACCUCUUUAGAGAGAGGGAUGACGGAGACAAGGCCCGCUGCAUUAGAAAAUAUUCAAACCGAGUCCGAGCUAAGCGCAAGGCUGAAGAGUCACCUUCUGACCCACAAGAGACGAGCCAAGAGUUAUCACCCUCACCCAGCGACCCUGUACAGAUGGACCAUAAUUAUGGUAGAUUCUCAGAUUUACUAGGCAUUCAAAACAUGGAUGAAGCUAUUCAGAACGAGAACAAACAAUCUCCAGAGCCUAACACUGAAAUACAGAGACAAGAAAAUUCAGAUAACGUUACAAAGACAGAGUCAAAGGAAGCUUUAGUCUCUGAAACAGGGAGCACGGAAGCUAGCAUCAAAUUAGAAUGUGCAGCUGAAGAAAGUAAACAUAAGGAAUUCAAAAAUUUAGAAAGCCAAAAACUUAUAGAUAAGGAAACACUGGCAUCAUCUAGACCGGUAUUAGACUCUUUCACUGGGGCAGAGUGCAGUAUAGAAGUAAAUGAAAACAAGAAAGAUGUUGCAGAGUCCAUCAAAAGCCAAAAGGGUUUAGAUAAUGAAACACUACCAUCAUCAGCGGAAACAAUAUGUUCUAGUAGUGGAGAGGUGAAUCAGUGCUAUGAAGUGUGUGAAGACCAGACAGACGAAAAAGCAGACUGUGAUUGCACACCAGGAAGUCUGACAUAUCAGAGCAGUGAAACUGAAACAAGAGAGACCACAGUUUCUGGCUCUGGGCUGGCUAUAAAAUGUAAAACUGAGGAAAGUCAGCAUGAAAUAAAGGGAGAGAUCGAAGCAGCCAGUGUCUGUGAUGUAGGUGUAUAUCAAGGGCUGUCAAACGAAACAAACUCCACACCAAGUCAUAACCCAGAGAGUCAGACAGACCUCAGUGUCAAAAUUCAAGUAACAUUCAAGAAGGAAUCAAAAUCUGACCAAGUGCCAGACACAAUUACCAAUUCAUGUGAUGGUGUGAACAAAAUAGUUAGAAAGUCAGAAGAACAGCUGGAGGAAAGUGAAAGAAAAGGAGCUGAAUUCCUGUCUGCUCAGUCUGCUGCCGGUCCUGGAUCUUUGGUUGAAGUGCAAUUGAGCCAUGGCACUCAAGAGGUGAUAGCCAAGACAAAUGAAAGCUGUACUGAAAUGUCGACACCCACCAGCCAAAAAUUUAAUGACACUACAGUAAUUCCUGCUGAGGUUAAAAAAGGUGUGAAGGUUUCAAGUUCUACAAGUAUGGGAAAAGAAGAGACGAACUUUGAAUAUGCCACAGCACAUACGCAGGCUUCAGCGACAACAGAGGAGAUUUCAAAUCCUGCCUCUUCACUGGAAAUACAAAGACAGAAGAAUCAAGUGGUCAGUGAACCUACCACAGACUUAUCAAGAGAAUUUCAUGAAGAUCACGUGGUUGAAAAUUCUAAAAUUAAGGAAAAUGAAGACAACAUGAACUUUAAGUGUGCUAGUGUACCUGAGAGUCAAAUCAAAAUGGAAAUGCAAACUACACUGACAUCAGAGAUUUCUAAUCGAGCCCCAGCAGUGGAAAUACAAGUGGUUGGAAAUGCUGAAAAUAAAGAAAAAGAAGACAAGGGAAACUUUAAAUGUGCUACUGGAUCUGAGAUUCAAAAUGAAAUGGAAAUUCAGACUAUCAUGGCAUCAAAGAUGGAAGUACAAAGCCAGGGGAGCCCAGAAGUGAGUGAACCCACCUCAGUCUUAUCUGAUAAAGUACAAAAAGAUUCAGUGACUGCACGAUGUAAGCGCAGCGAAGAUGAAGACAGGAUUCCUCCUGAAAGUGUCGCUGCUCCUGAGAAGCAAAUAAAAGUAGACAUGCAGACUACAAGAGAGGAGAUUUCUAACAUAGGGCCUACAGUGGAAACACAAAGUCAGAAUAUCCAGGAAGUCAGUGAACAUACCACAGAUGUAUGUACUGAAUUUCAUGAGGAUCAGAAGGUUGACAGUUCUACAAUUACAGAAAAUGAAAACAACUUUGAAUCUGUGACUGCACCGGAGAGUCAAAUCGAAAUUGACAUGCAGGCCUCACAGACGUCAGAGACUUCUAAUCCAGCCCCGUCAGAGGAAAUACGAAGUCAGGAAAGCCAAAUAGAAGUGGACAUGCAGACAAGAACAGGGGAGAUUUCUAUCUUGGCACCGACAGUUGAAAUGCAAAGCCAGCAGAACCAGGAAGUCAGUGAACACAACACGGACAUACCACUUGAGGUUCAUGAAGAUCUUAUGCCUGAAAAAUCUCAAAAUAUGGAAAAGAUGAACUCUGAAUAUGUGUCUGUACCACGGAAUCAAAUCACUUUGGAAAUGCACACUACAUCAACACCAGAGAUUUCUAAUCUGCUCCCUAUAGUGGAAAUACAAAGUCAGAAAAUAGGUUCAGAGGUUGCAAUUGAAAAUUCUCAAAAUAUAGAAAAAGAAGACAAGGUGAACGAUGAAUGUCCAACUGCACCAGAGAAUCAGAUCAAAUCAGAAAUACAGACUACAACAACACCAGCGUUUGCUAACCUGGCCCAUACAGUGGAAAUACAAAGUCAGGAGAGCCAAGAACUCACUGAACCUGCAGCAGACUUAUCUGAAGUUCAAGAGGGUCUAAUUAUUCCCUCAAGUGAGUAUAAUGACAACAAGGUUACCACACAAUGUGUGAGUGCCACAGAGAGUCAAAUAGAAACAACAGCAGAGAAGAUUUCUGAUUCUACAUCUACAGUGAACAUGCAAAGCCAGAAAGUUCAGGAGGUCAGUGAAUCCAUCACAGACGCUGAAGUUGAAAAAGGCUUAAUCAUGGCUUCUACUGAGAGUAAGGAAAGGAAGGAAGAUAUCACUGCUACUGUAAAUCAAAUAGAAAUGGAUAUGCAAACAACAGCAACACCAGAGGACAUUUCUAAUCCAGCAUCUACAGCGGAAAUACAAAUCCAGGGAAGCCAGGAGGUCAGUGAACUCACGACAGACAUGGAAACUCAAAACGAGCAAAUGAGUUGUGAGAGGAAGGAGGAUGAAGACAAAGAAUGUGUUGAUGUUCCACAGGUUCAAAUAAAUAUGGAGACUUCUGCAACGCCAGAGGAGACAGUAGGACAACAGAACCAUGAGACGGAGGAAGUCAGUGAACACACUAUGGCCUUGUCAAAUGAAAUUCAGAAACCUCUUCUUAUGGUUAGUUCAGAAAAUAAAGAAGAUGAAAAUAAGCCAGAGACAGACCCUGGUGCUGUCGAUCUCCAAGAGGUUAUGGACGUAAGAAUUGGAUCAAUAGAAAGGGUAGGUUCUGCCUUAGAAGAGGAAACAGGGGGGCGAGUGAUUAAUGAGGUCAAAGAAGAAGCUUCAAUCGUUUCCACAGAUUCGUCUGUGAAAACGGUCAGUAAUAUUGAAGGACAAAGAGAAGGAACUGGAAGCAAUGAAGUAGUAGUUUUUGUUUGUGGCCAACCAGAUGAUGUUGAUAUUGUAAUUCAAGACACAGAAGAGCAGAGUAAGACGGUUAAUCAGUCAGGGGUUGAGCUUCAUGAAAACCAGAUAGUGUAUGAGCCUAUUAGUAGUCCAGAAAGUAAUGAAGAUGGGGAGGUUUGUACAGCGUUGGAGAAACAUGAUGGUGUGUCAUUACUGGACAUUCAGAGCACAGAGACCCAGCAGGUAAAGGAAGCCACAUCUGCUAAUGAAGAAAACAGAGGAACUGGUAAUCUACGACUGGAAACGGUUAAAGAAGAAAUGUGUGUCUCAGGCAGCCAAGCAGUGAUUGAAAUGGAGGUCCAAACCAUCUGUGUACCAGAGCGUUCUGUCUCUGCACAGUUGGAGCAGAGUAGCGCCACUGUGGAUGUGAAACAGGUCGCAGUGAUCAGCUCUAGCGAUGAUAUCAGCACGCCAGUUGGCCGGUCAGAAGGUGCAACGGAAAAAAGUGAAAGGAAUGGGUUUCCAGGAAGCGUCAACGCCACAGAGUGUUCCGAACAGCUGCAAGAGGAGACUGGAGGUCGGGAGGUUGCAGAUGUCACGGUGACAACAACUACAGCCAUCGCUGCAGUUGAGAUACCAGAUAGUACAUCUGAGGAGUACGUGAUCUUAGAACCAGUCCCGGAGAGUGAAAUCCCCUUUGAUAUCGUCACUCAAGCUGCAGCCGAAUCGGGUUUGUCAGACUCUCUUUCAGAGCAGGUGAAUCCAGACAGUGCAUUGGUGGGUGAUGUGGAAAAUCAAAGGGUUUUGAAUGGUUCCCAACAAAACUUCCGCCCUGAGGCAGAAGUGCAGCAGUGUCAAACAACUGAUGAGGUCAAAGAUGCUACAGUGACCAAUUCAGGUGGGGAUGAGAACACCAGGAUCGGGACAGAUUCUUCAACUGCGCUGCCUUUAGAAGAAAGUGUUCAAGUUUUUCAUAAUUCUGACGAUUACCAGCAACUGUCAUCUGACAUGAUGGAUGUUAAUACCACAGACAUGGACAUGGCACACUCUCAUGCUCAAGGCACGAAUGAAGACUGUAAUGAUCUGGUGACAGAGAAUGUUGAGGGUAACUUGGAUCUGCAUCAAGUGCAAAUUCUGGAGGAUAUAGAGAUUGGUCGUGAGAUUGUAGUAGCAGAGGAAGAGAAUGACGAAGAUAGCGACACUAUAAUAAUAGAAAAACCCCAGGAAACAACUGAAGCAGCCCCUCUUAAAAAGCCAGAGGAAAAGGUUAAUGAGAAAAAUAAAGAUGACACUCAUGAGACCCACUUAAAGCAAAACAACACAGCUGACAAGAUUGAAGAUGAUAAAAAGGGACAGGAGGAAGAAAAACCCAAGAAACAAGAAAUGAAUACGCAGGCAAGAACCAAAGCCCGUCUGGCAGCCUUAGCUGAACAAAAGGCCGCAGCUUCUAAGAGAACAGCAAACAGACAGCAGCUGAACCUCUUAGCCCUGUGUCAGGAAAUCGCAGAGGACAUUGCCACAGACAGCAUGCUGCUAAAGAGGAUAGAGGAAGAAAAACAAGCAGCAGCAGUGGCAGCCAAAGGUGAAGCCAGCAAGAAGGAAAGCCCACCUGUUACCACACAGGAAGUAGAAACUGUUGAUGUUCCCACUCCUGCCGGACCAGAAGGGUGCUCUGCUUCAGUGACAUCAGUGACACCUGACGAAGAGGCACCAGCAGCCCAGCCCUCGACAGCUGAUUCACCCGAAGCCAAGCGUACCGCAGAGCCUCAAAAGAGGCGUUUCUUCAUCACACAGGUUUCAGUGCCCCUCAAGGUCCAUGAGAAAAAGAAGCUGACUAGAUAUCAAAGACUGAGACAGGUUGAACUGCAGAGAGAGAAAAUGUCGUGGGCACGUGUAAAGAAACUGAAGUCUGACCAAGCAAAUCAGAUGUUUUCAGACAUGGAUUGGCAGCCGCCGCUGUUUGCACCCUCUCCAGUUUCAGUGAGUCCUGUGACAACAGAUCCUCCACCUGUAGCCAGUCCAUCUAAAACACCUCUCCCAAGCCCCACCUCCAGUAGCAAACCUGCAACACCCAAGGCCGAGGUUCCCAAAGUUGAGACUCCUAAGGCUGAAGUCAGUAAAACUGAACCCCCUAAAACAGAAACUCCCAAAACUGAACCUAGCAAAACUGAAACCUCUAAAACUGGACCUCCUAAAGCUGAAACCCCUAAAACUACAAGGCAAAGUAAGGCUCAGACUCCUAAAGCAACCCCUCCUCCGGGUCCCUCCCCAAAAGUUACCAGAUCAUCAGCCAGGAGGAGCCUCCCAGCAGUACCCCCUCCCAUGCCCAACGGACUUAAUGCUCAGAAGACGAAGCCUGAAGUCGAGUAUAAGCCAUACAGACCAAGGCCCAAGUAUUCCCCUGAUGAUUUUGAACUAGAUGAUGACCCAUUACCAGUAGCUCCAACAAAGCCCUCUCCACAGUCUAGGCCUGCACGACCCAACCCUCAGUCAAAACCCACAGCUCAGUCUAAACCCAUGCUUCCCUCAAAAUCCACAGUUUCAUCACAGCUUGCCAACCAGGCAAAACUCAAAGCUCAGACCACCCCUGCUGGACAGAUCUCAGGUCAGUCAAAGCUCACUGUUCCAACCACCGCUCAGUCAAAGCCUGCCAAUCCACAAUCAAAGCUUGCCAUCGCAGCAACGCCCCAGUCAAAGGCCUCAGCUGCAGCUUCAUCAAAACCAGCUCCUUUAGCAAAACCUCAUCUGAAGUCUCCUGUUUUAACAACACCUCAGUCCAAAGCUGCUUCAGCUCCAGGUCAGUACAAGCCUGCUGCUUCUGCUUCACCCCAGUUAAGGACUGCUGCUGGUGCAGCUCAGUUAAAGCAGUCAACUCCAACAGCAGCUCAGCCUGCCGGUUCAACCACAUCUGAGAAAAAGCCUGCUGUUUCUUCAAUACCUCAGAAAACCCCAAAUCCCCCAUCAUCAGAAGAAAGAAGAUGCAAGGAUACAGCCGGUUCACUUUCAUCAGCUCCUACAUCUUCCCUUCCCUCUAAAGAAAGCUUGAAUGUGUCUGAUGGCACACAGCAGUGUAAAGAAAAGCCUGCAGUCACUGGUGUUGAUCCCUCUCCAGGGACAGAAACAGUCAAGACAGCUGAGAAGACAUCAGAAAAGCCUUGUCAAGACAGAGCAGCGAAUCCGCAAGAUGGUGGGACUCCUCUCUCUGAUGCAUGUCUGCAAAAAGAAGUCAAGAAACUAAGAGAGGCUGACAAAGAUGGCACUCAAACUAUUAUUGAUGCAGGACAGAAGCAUUUUGGAGCAGUGGCCUGCAGUGUGUGUGGGAUGCUCUACUCUGCUGCCAACCCUGAAGAUGAAUCUCAACAUUUACUCUUCCACAACCAGUUCAUCAGCGCUGUCAAAUACGUGGGAUGGAAAAAAGAGAGAAUCUUGGGAGAAUAUCCAGACGGCAAGAUCAUUCUUGUCCUGCCAGAUGAUCCCAAAUAUGCCCUGAAAAAGGUUGAGGAGAUUAGGGAGAUGGUGGACAAUGACCUCGGCUUCCAGCAGGUGGAGACCAAGUGUCCCUCUCAGACCAAAACCUUCCUCUUCAUCUCCAACGACAAGAAAGUUGCUGGAUGCCUCAUAGCAGAGCACAUUCAGGAGGGGUACAGGGUGAUCGAGGAGCCCGUACCGGAGGGCUCAGAGGGAGAGAAGGUGAUGUUUGAACGGCAGAGAGCUUGGUGCUGCUCCACCACGCCGGAGCCAGCCAUCUGUGGCAUCAGCCGCAUCUGGGUCGUCAACAUGAUGAGACGUCAGGGCAUCGCCUCUCGCCUGCUGGAGUGCCUCAGGAACAACUUCAUAUACGGUUCAUACCUGAGCAAAGACGAGAUCGCUUUCUCCGACCCCACUCCUGACGGGAAACUCUUUGCCACACAUUACUUUGGCACUUCUCAGUUUUUGGUUUAUAACUUUGUGAGUGGAACGCGCUCCUCCCAGCCCAAAACGGAUGCAGUAUGAUAAGUCUUCAGGAAAGGUAACGAUGGAUUUAACUGACCACCGGGACCUGCCCUCACUAAACAGUGUCUGACACAGACUCUCUACUCGCAUAACGAUUAAAAAAACAAAACAAAAAAAAACUGUAAAUUUCUCCUUGGAGAGGACACACAUGGGUUCAAAUCUCAGGAUGAAAACAACAAGCUGUUGUUGGAAAAUAUUAUUAAUUCACCCUUUAAUCCCUCCCUGCAUAGUAUUUUGCAAAAAAAACUAAUAUUUUCUUUAUACCUUUUUAAGUAAACAAUUUGGAUUUAUUAGAAGUAUACAUGCAUGACCUGACAGCAAUAGAAAACAAAGCGCAUUUCAUUGUUUUUUUUUAAUCUCUGAAAAGCAUAAAAUCAAGUUAUUAGAUUAAAUAAAACGGUUAUUUUCUAGUUUUGUCCCCAUUCUGUAAUAUUUUUUUACCAACAUGAUGUGGUAAACUACGUGUACAUGUGUACAUUGAGGUUUUUUUUCAUGUUCAUCUCUUCACAGUGAUGCUGUCAUCGAUAACGUUAAAGGUCACAACUGCACAAUUUACAUUGAGCGGUUCAGUCUUGACUCUCUUUUCCACGCCUGUCCCCUUGAUUUCACUGUCUUGUUUUAUUGUAACAUUUGAAUCACCUUUUAAAAAAAAAAAAAAAAAGGUGAUUUUAAUCAGAGGGUCUCAUUUCAACAAGCGUCACAACCUGAUUGAAGAGAUGUGGGUUAGAACUGUAGCUUGGGCAUUACUUGUGUGCUCUAAUGUUUUUAGAUCACCUCGCCUGAAACGUUGCGUUUUCCAAGCUGAGCCAUAUACUGUACACCAGUUAGCAGGGCAUUAUAGCCUAUACUGUAUGAGAGAUGUCUUUUAAUUUCACCAAGGCUGUCUAUUGCUUUGUUUGUGCCUGAAUGAAUAAUGUGUGACUUAAAAUGUUGAUUUUAUUUUUUCUAGCCGUAUGUUCUGCUAAGCAGCAUAUGACUUUUUAUUGAGUUAGCGUAGAGUGUCAUCCUCCUAUUUCUUAGUAACAACGAAUUAAACUGUAUAUCAAAUGAUCAUGUAGAUUUAUGCAUACUAUAACAAAAUUUAUAAUAAGAGAUGUGCAAGGUCUUAAGGCUCGUGUUAAAUGGUAUUAAAGUGAUGGAACAUAUCAUCCAGGUGUCAGCCUUUAUCAGUGAAAACAGGACUUUUGUUUUUUUUUUUUGCUCAAUGAUCAACAUGAGGGGUUGAGAUGAACUUCUGCCUGUCACCACACAGAUUUACAGUAUCAUUGUAAUACAUCCCUUAUUUUCUCUUAAUUAAAGCAGUUACUUUUAGAAAGACGUGUCGUGUAAGAAAAAGAAAUUUGAUUUAUACGAAGCUGUUAUGUAAAUAUUUAUUUAAAUAAUAAACAUUUUAAAACAU